Molecule: messenger RNA, 1269 nt
Organism: Fraxinus pennsylvanica
Lineage: Eukaryota; Viridiplantae; Streptophyta; Magnoliopsida; Lamiales; Oleaceae
Source: the annotation of a GenBank genome assembly
AUGAGGUUCUCAAUUACUAAAUCUGCAAGGCCCUGCACAGGCUACACUUCCAAUAUUGCCACUCAAAUAGUGACAUGUAGCAUUACUCAGUAUAAGAAAAAAAGUCUCAACAAAAAAAUUCAGUCUCCCAAAACCUUGGAAAACCUAUUCAUUGACUCCCAUAUUAGGAGAAACACAACCUCAGCACCAGUGAACUUGAGCAAGAAAUGGAUGGAUUAUCAAGGUAUCAAGAAUUGGGAAGGGUUGCUCGAGCCACUUGAUUAUAAUUUACGUGGUGAGAUCAUUCGAUAUGGCCAAUUCGUUGAAGCUACUUAUAGGUCAUGUGAUUUUGACCCUUCGUCUUCAUCAUACGUCACAUGUCGUUACUCCAAGAGAAAGUUACUCCACGAAUCAGGUUUCCCUGACACCGGGUAUCGGGUUACUAAGAAUUUGAGUGCCACGUCUAUGAUUCACUUGCCCCGAUGGAUUGACAAGGGACCACGGUGGAUGGCCAUUAAGUCGAGUUGGAUUGGGUACAUUGCAAUGUGUCACGACAAACAAGAGAUUUCGAGGCUUGGCCGGAGGGACGUCGUAAUUGCGUUGCGUGGCACGGCUACAUGCUUGGAGUGGCUUGAAAAUCUUAGGGCCACUCUCACUCCUCUUCCCAAUGCCGAAUCCUCCAUUGAUACUCCAAUGGUGGAAAGUGGAUUCUUGAGCUUAUACACUUCUAGCAUGGGAACCCGACCAAGUUUACAAAAACUGAUAAGAGAAGAGAUUUCAAGAAUUCUUCAAAUGUAUUCUAAUGAGCCCUUAAGCAUCACAGUCACUGGCCAUUCUUUAGGUGCAGCUCUUGCAACCCUAGCAGCAUAUGACAUUAAAGAAACCUUCAAGAAUUCACCUCUAGUGACUGUCAUUUCAUUUGCCGGUCCACGAGUCGGAAAUUGGAGCUUUCGGUGCCAAUUAGAUAAACAAGGCACCAAAGUCUUACGGAUAGUAAACCCCGACGAUCUUAUAACAAAAGUACCAGGUUUUAUUGUCAAUAACAACGAAGAAAAGACCCGUGAUUGUGACCGUUAUACCAGUAAUCAUACGAAUUGGAUACAAAAACUGGUCGAGGAUGGGCAAUGGGCUUAUGCAGAUGUUGGAUGCGAGCUCCGGCUAAGCAGCCGGGACUCACCCUAUCUUAAUGUGAUUAACAUGGCAACAUGCCAUGAUCUCAAGACAUAUCUUCACUUAGUUAAUGGAUUUGAUAGCUCCAAUGUCCAUUUAGAAUCACUGCAAGAAAAAUAA